AUGUCUGAUUCUUUUGACUAUACUGAUUCUAGCCGUGGUAGUUGUGACUGCAGUAUUCAUCUCAAAAAGACAUGCGUAGGACAGUUCUUACCUGGACAGAUACCUAGACAAAUAUUCACGGGACAAGAUCGAAUACAACAGCAAGACUUUGUUAUCAUUAAUGAAAUUGGGACGACAGUGGAUGGAACGGGAUUUGGCACAGGAUCAAUUUUGCCAUUGUUUCCUCUUGUUCUUUUAACAUUGGCUAUUACCAUGAUGGGAAUGACGACUAUGAGUGAUGUUACUAUUGGGACAACAACUGUUCCGGUUACUGUUCCAACAACAAUAACAGCUACAAUAUCAGCUACACAAACAACACCAUGCGUUCCAACAAAUUGCCCUGCAGGAUAUAGGAUGAUAAAUGACCAAACUAUUAGUACUUCCUGUUACUUCUACAGUGUAAAUAAUGAAGCGUCUUGGUCUACUGCUCAGAAAAUAUGUUCCAUGCAACCAGGAGCCUACCUAUGGAAGCCAGACAGUCAACAAGAAGCUGAAGCUGUCCAAAGUGCAUUUAGUAUCGUCAGUGUACCAAAGGGACAGGAGGGGCCUGUUCCAAAGCAAUGUGCUCCAGAGGGGACAAAAGAGGAUGUGCCACAGGACCUGGUGGUCGAGGCUGUGGAACAGUCAGCUCCGGUAGCAGCUGACCCAGAGGUAAGUGUAUCAGGAGAACAGGAGGUACCUGUUCUUGUAAAUGGUAUGGAGACACUUGCCACCUCUGAAGAGACACUGGUCACUCCAGAUGAGACGGAAGUGCCUACAGCACACAGUGAGAAGCAGUCAGCUUCAGUGCCUGCCAGCACAGACCCCAUGGGUUUCAAGAGGGAGAUACCUGACACAUAG
Mytilus trossulus (common blue mussel) is the source of this 879-nucleotide messenger RNA. RefSeq lists its product as uncharacterized. NCBI's taxonomy places the organism in Eukaryota, Metazoa, Mollusca, Bivalvia, Mytilida, Mytilidae. The record is from RefSeq and is a predicted model, not a curated record. The transcript is spliced from 6 exons. Bases 1 to 879 code for a protein of 292 amino acids.